UCACGCCUGGGAGAGGCGCUCCGGACAGCAGAGCAGUACUCAGCCACGCCCGCGCCAGCCCGCCGUCACUAUGCUGGGGAGCAAGCCACUGGGGCUGUCCCGCCUGACCCUCGCCCUGUCCCUGCUCGUGUGUCUGGGCGCGCUGACCGAGGCUUACCCCUCCAAGCCCGAAAAACCCGGAGAGAGCGCGUCUGCGGAGGACCUGGCCAGAUACUACUCUGCGCUGCGACAUUACAUCAACCUCAUCACCAGGCAGAGAUAUGGAAAACGAUCCAGCCCUGAGACACUGAUUUCAGACCUCUUGAUGAGCGAAAGCACAGAAAAUGUUCCCAGAACUAGGCUGGAAGACCGUUCUGUGUGGUGAUGGGAGAUGAAACUUGCUCUCCGGUCUUUGCCCAUGUUUCAGCCCCUGUUUCAUUCUGUAAAACUAGAGUCUGCCUGUCCUCCCAGUGCAUGCGACCGCUGUGCUCAACUCUGCAGAGUUCUCCUUUGUCGUCAUUGUAUAUGUGUGCGUUUCAAUAAAGUAACAUGCAU
Molecule: messenger RNA, 534 nt
Organism: Molossus molossus (Pallas's mastiff bat)
Lineage: Eukaryota; Metazoa; Chordata; Mammalia; Chiroptera; Molossidae
Gene: NPY
Product: neuropeptide Y
Exons: 4
Coding region: 71-364 (97 amino acids)
Biological process (GO): neuropeptide signaling pathway; feeding behavior
Cellular component (GO): extracellular region
Molecular function (GO): neuropeptide hormone activity; neuropeptide Y receptor binding
Source: RefSeq, a predicted model, not a curated record